Molecule: messenger RNA, 1504 nt
Organism: Pistacia vera
Lineage: Eukaryota; Viridiplantae; Streptophyta; Magnoliopsida; Sapindales; Anacardiaceae
Product: cytochrome P450 76A1-like
Exons: 2
Molecular function (GO): monooxygenase activity; oxidoreductase activity, acting on paired donors, with incorporation or reduction of molecular oxygen; heme binding
Source: RefSeq, a predicted model, not a curated record
AUGUCGCUUAUUUCUUUCAUUGUCUUCCUUAUCAUCAUCUCGGCGUCAACCCUCCUCCUCCGCAGGAGGAAAUCCAGCCUUAAACAGCUCCCCCCCGGACCACCAGGAUGGCCAAUAUUCGGAAACAUGUUCGAGCUUGGUUCAAUGCCACAUCGCACCCUUACCGACUUAAGGGACAAGUAUGGUGAAGUUAUCUGGCUAAAAUUUGGUGCCAUAAACACGAUGGUAGUUCUCUCAGCCAAAGCAGCCUCCGAUUUCUUCAAGAAUCAUGACCUUUCCUUUGCUGAACGCACCGUUACUGAAAUCAUGCGGGCUUACGACUAUGACAAAAGUUCAUUAGCCUUGGCAUCAUAUGGUUCAUUUUGGCGGGUACUAAGACGCCUCGUUACAGUUGAUAUGAUUGUCCACAAACGCAUAAAUGAAACAGCCUCUAUACGGAGAAAAUGUGUUAACGACAUGUUAUUAUGGAUCGAAAAGGAGGCACUUCAGGGAAACGGAGACGGGCGACGUUGCAUUCACGUGGCACGUUUCGUGUUCCUCUCGACCUUUAACUUGCUAGGAAACCUUAUGCUGUCGCGUGACUUAUUGGACCCUGAUUCAAAGGAUGGUGCGGAGUUUUUUACUUCAAUGAUGGGGCUGAUGGAAUGGGGCGGGCAUCCAAAUAUCUCAGAUUUUUUUCCCUUUUUACGCUGGCUAGAUCCCCAAGGAUUGAAGAGAAAGAUGAAAAGGGAUCUUGGUAAGGCCUUGAAGAUCGCUUCUAAGUUUGUUAAGGAAAGAGUUGAAGAGAACAAAGAAGGUGAUAGGGAGAGGAAAGAUUUCUUGGAUGUGUUGCUUGAUUUUGAAGGGAAUGGAAAGGAUGAGCCAGCAAAACUUUCUGAACAGCAGCUCAACAUUUUUAUACUGGAAAUAUUUUUGGCUGGAUCAGAAACAACAAGUAGCUCCAUUGAAUGGGCAUUGACGGAGCUCCUAUGCAACCUUGACUCAUUAAACAGAGCAAAAGCUGAACUUGCUGAGGUGGUUGGACCAAACGGAAUGUUUGAAGAGAGUGACAUUGAAAACCUUCCAUACUUGCAGGCCGUGAUCAAAGAAACUCUACGCUUACAUCCUCCAAUUCCGUUCCUAGUUCCGCGAAGAGCAAUGGAAGACACCAAUUUCAACGGGUAUCACAUUCCCAAGAAUACACAAGUUUUGAUAAAUGCUUGGGCGAUUGGGAGAGACCCAGAGGUAUGGAGUGACCCAUUGUCAUUUAAACCUGAGAGAUUUUUGGGGUCUAAAGUUGAUUACAAGGGGCAAAAUUAUGAAUUGAUUCCAUUUGGAGCUGGGAGAAGAAUGUGUGCAGGUGUGCCCUUGGCUCACCGAAUGCUGAACCUAAUUUUAGGCUCGUUGCUUCAUGAAUUUGACUGGGAACUUGAUGGUAAUGUCUGUAAAGAGACCAUGGAUAUGAAGGAUAGGUUGGGCAUAACUAUGCGAAAGGAUGAGCCAUUAUUUGCGUUGCCUAAAAGAU